GGACGGACGCGUUCCAAGACACCUGCCCCUGCUCCAUCCACUGCUCCGUCUCCCUCCAGGUCAAGGGCCCGGACUCGUAGUCAAUCUCGUGGCCCGUCCCGAACUCCGGCCAUCCCUGCUGCAAGUACACCCCAGGUGCAGUCACGUGGUCGCAGCAAGACCAUCACUACCAAGAAGACACCUGCACCCUCACCUGCACCUGCACCUGCACCUGCACCUGCACCUGCACCUGCACCUGCCCCUGCACCUGCACCUGCACCUGCGCCAACUCCUGUUCGGUCUUCGAGUUCCGCAGUGCCUCGUGCAGCACUAGAUGUUCCCAUGCCGGAUCUCCAUUCCAUGGCAAUCGCGAUUCGGGAUGGUGCAGCUCGCAUCGCUAUUCUUGAGGCUCGGGUGCAGGAGCAGGAUGCUAAGAUUGAUACCCUCCAACGCCUCCAUGAGAGCCUCCGGCGCACGAUGGUCGACCCGCACCCUUCAUUUUCACUUCCGGACACACCGGCCGAUGCAACAAUCUUGCUUGAUCAAUCUGGUCCCCCCCCGUCCAUUUCACCCCUCCCCUCCACACUUUCCAACCUCAUUGAUUUGGACAUGUCAGUCAUGGAACCCACACCCUUGAUGGUUGAGGAUGGAUCUGCUAUGGUAGGUCUCAAUGUUGAGCCCACCCAAGUUCAGCCUGAGGGUCCACAAUCCUCCGGCGAAAUUGUGCUCCCGGAUGAACCAGGCAACCUCUUGCCAGAAUCCUCCGGCGAUAUUGUGGUCCCUAAUGAACAAGGUAACCUCUUGCCAGAAUAUGAUUCCUCUGAUGAGGAUAUGGAUGUUGAGGGGAAGGUUGAUCUUCCUGGUGAGGAGGUUGCAAUGGCUACAUAAUUGCUCAGUGAUAGAUGUACAUAAAUCUUUUUCAAUGCAUGUUACCUAUGCCACAAUUGAAUGAUUCAAUAAUCAGUCCC
This is a messenger RNA of Suillus plorans, 947 nucleotides long. RefSeq lists its product as uncharacterized. The record is from RefSeq and is a predicted model, not a curated record. The annotation marks the transcript as partial. Lineage: Eukaryota; Fungi; Basidiomycota; Agaricomycetes; Boletales; Suillaceae. The transcript is spliced from 2 exons.